GUUAGUGGCGGGGCUGGAGGUAGACAGGCUCUGUGUUUCCUAGGUGCUGUUCGUUGCUGUGUGGCCGGUAGCCAUGUGAUGAGAUUGUCCCGGUGCUUCACAUGUUUCUGGCUCCAUGUUCAAUCUAUUUGCUGAACACAGUGAAAGUAUCCAGUAUGUCUUUCCACUGUACCCUAGAGUUGGCAUCUUGUUUACCAGAGGGGAGAGCUUCCAAGCCGCUCCUCCCAGAAGGGCUCCAGGCAGCUGCCAGGAGCAGAAGCUCGAACUCUGCUGAGAGACUUCCUCUGUGGAGAGCUUCAAGAAGUAUCGCUGGGAUUGCUGUCUGGAGCCACCUUACCAAGAAGUCAGGUUCCCCAGGCAGCUUCAGCUUCGUGUGUUGUAAACAAAAUUUAUUCCCUCGCAGUGCCCUCCUUUUCUUGCACUCUCUGUCUCAGUGAGUGGCCACACUCUCUUCUCAUCUGCCCAAGCCAGGAAUCUCGGGUGAACAUGGAUGACAGAUGCUACCCAGUAAUCUUUCCAGACGAGCGGAAUUUCCGCCCCUUCACUUCUGACUCUCUGGCUGCAAUUGAGAAGCGGAUUGCCAUCCAAAAAGAGAAAAAGAAGUCUAAAGACCAGACAGGAGAAGUACCCCAGCCUCAGCCUCAGCUUGACCUAAAGGCCUCCAGGAAGUUGCCCAAGCUCUAUGGCGACAUUCCUCGUGAGCUCAUAGGAAAGCCUCUGGAAGACUUGGACCCAUUCUACCGAAAUCAUAAGACAUUUAUGGUGUUAAACAAAAAGAGGACAAUCUACCGCUUCAGUGCCAAGCGUGCCUUGUUCAUUUUUGGGCCUUUCAAUUCAAUCAGAAGUUUAGCCAUUAGAGUCUCAGUCCAUUCAUUAUUCAGCAUGUUCAUUAUUGGCACUGUUAUCAUCAACUGCGUGUUCAUGGCUACAGGGCCUGCUAAAAACAGCAACAGCAACAAUACUGACAUUGCAGAGUGUGUCUUCACUGGGAUUUAUAUUUUUGAAGCUUUGAUUAAAAUAUUGGCAAGAGGUUUCAUUCUGGAUGAGUUUUCUUUCCUUCGAGAUCCAUGGAACUGGCUGGACUCCAUUGUCAUUGGAAUAGCGAUUGUGUCAUAUAUUCCAGGAAUCACCAUCCAAGUGUCAUCCCUGCGUACCUUCCGUGUGUUCAGAGCUUUGAAAGCAAUUUCAGUAGUUUCACGUCUGAAGGUCAUCGUGGGGGCCUUGCUGCGCUCUGUGAAGAAGCUGGUCAACGUGAUUAUCCUCACCUUCUUUUGCCUCAGCAUCUUUGCCCUGGUAGGUCAGCAGCUCUUCAUGGGAAGUCUGGACCUGAAAUGCAUCUCGAGGGACUGUAAAAUUAUCAGUAACCUGGAAGCUUAUGACCAUUGCCUUGAAAAGAAAGAAAAUUCGACUGAAUUCAAAAUGUGUGGCACCUGGAUGGGUAACAGCGCCUGUUCCAUACAAUAUGAAUGUAGGCAUACCAAAAUGAAUCCUGACUAUAAUUAUACGAAUUUUGACAACUUUGGCUGGUCUUUUCUUGCCAUGUUCCGGCUGAUGACCCAAGAUUCCUGGGAGAAGCUUUAUCAACAGACCCUGCGUACUACUGGGCUCUACUCAGUCUUCUUCUUCAUUGUGGUCAUUUUCCUGGGCUCCUUCUACCUGAUUAACUUAACUCUGGCUGUUGUUACCAUGGCGUAUGAGGAGCAGAACAAGAAUGUAGCUGCAGAGAUAGAGGCCAAGGAAAAGAUGUUUCAGGAAGCCCAGCAGCUGUUAAAGGAGGAAAAGGAGGCUCUGGUUGCCAUGGGAAUUGACAGAAGUUCACUUACUUCCCUUGAAACAUCAUAUUUUACCCCAAAAAAGAGAAAGCUCUUUGGUAAUAAGAAAAGGAAGUCCUUCUUUUUGAGAGAGUCUGGGAAAGACCAGCCUCCAGGGUCAGAUUCUGAUGAAGAUUCCCAAAAAAAGCCACAGCUCCUAGAACAAACCAAACGACUGUCCCAGAAUCUAUCACUGGACCACUUUGAUGAGCAUGGAGAUCCUCUCCAAAGGCAGAGAGCACUGAGUGCUGUCAGCAUCCUCACCAUCACCAUGAAGGAACAAGAAAAAUCACAAGAGCCUUGUCUCCCUUGUGGAGAAAACCUGGCAUCCAAGUACCUCGUGUGGAACUGCUGCCCCCAGUGGCUGUGCAUUAAGAAGGUCCUGAGAACGGUGAUGACUGACCCGUUUACUGAGCUGGCCAUCACCAUCUGCAUCAUCAUCAACACUGUCUUCUUGGCCAUGGAGCAUCACAAGAUGGAGGAAAGUUUUGAGAAGAUGUUGAAUAUAGGGAAUUCGGUUUUCACUGGCAUUUUUAUGGCAGAAAUGUGCCUAAAAAUCAUUGCGCUCGAUCCCUACCACUACUUUCGCCGAGGCUGGAACAUUUUUGACAGCAUUGUUGCUCUUCUGAGUUUUGCAGAUGUAAUAAGCAGUAAAUUUGAAAAGGGAAGCUGGCCAUUCUUGCGUUCCUUCAGAGUGCUCAGGGUCUUCAAGUUAGCCAAAUCCUGGCCAACUUUGAACACACUAAUUAAGAUAAUCGGCAACUCUGUCGGAGCCCUUGGAAGCCUGACUGUGGUCCUGGUCAUUGUGAUCUUUAUUUUCUCAGUAGUUGGCAUGCAGCUUUUUGGUCACAGCUUCAAUUCCCGAAAGAGUAAAAAACUCUGUGGCCUGACAGGCCCGACAGUCUCAUGUUUACGGCACUGGCACAUGGGGGAUUUCUGGCACUCCUUCCUAGUGGUAUUCCGCAUCCUCUGCGGGGAAUGGAUCGAAAAUAUGUGGGAAUGUAUGCAAGAAGCGAAUGGAUCAUCAUCAUCAUUGUGUGUUAUUGUCUUCAUAUUGAUCACGGUGAUAGGAAAACUUGUGGUGCUCAACCUCUUCAUUGCCUUACUGCUCAAUUCCUUUAGCAAUGAGGAAAGAAAUGGAAACUUAGAAGGAGAGGCCAGGAAAACUAAAGUCCAGUUAGCACUGGAUCGAUUCCGCCGGGGUUUUUGUUUUGUGAGACACAUUCUUGAGCAUUUCUGUCACAAGUGGUGCAGGAAGCAAAACUUACCACAGCAAAAAGAGGUGACAGGAGGCUGUGCUGCACAAAGCAAAGACAUCAUUCACCUGGUCAUGGAGAUGAAAAGGAGCUCAGAGACCCAGGAGGAGCUUGGUAUACUAACCUCAGUACCAAAGACCCUGGGCGUCAGGCAUGAUUGGACUUGGUUGGCACCACUUGCGGAGGAGGAAGAUGAUGUUGAAUUUUCUGGUGAAGAUAAUGCACAGCGCAUCACACAACCUGAGGCUGAACAACAGGCCUAUGAGCUCCAUCAGGAGAACAAGAAGCCCACCAGCCAGAGAGUUCAAAGUGUGGAAAUUGACAUGUUCUCUGAAGAUGAGCCUCAUCUGACCAUACAGGAUCCCCGAAAGAAGUCUGAUGUUACCAGUAUACUAUCAGAAUGUAGCACCAUUGAUCUUCAGGAUGGCUUUGGAUGGUUACCUGAGAUGGUUCCCAAAAAGGAACCAGAGAGAUGUUUGCCCAAAGGCUUUGGUUGCUGCUUUCCAUGCUGUAGCUUGGACAAGAGAAAGCCUCCCUGGGUCAUUUGGUGGAACCUGCGGAAAACCUGCUACCAAAUAGUGAAACACAGCUGGUUUGAGAGCUUUAUUAUCUUUGUGAUUCUGCUGAGCAGUGGGGCACUGAUAUUUGAAGAUGUUCACCUCGAGAAACAACCCAAAAUCCAAGAAUUAAUAAAUUGUACUGACAUUAUUUUUACAUAUAUCUUUAUCGGGGAGAUGGUACUAAAAUGGGUAGCCUUCGGAUUUGGAAAGUAUUUCACCAGUGCCUGGUGCUGCCUUGAUUUCAUCAUUGUGAUUAUCUCAGUGACCACCCUCAUUAACUUAAAGGAAUUGAAGUCCUUCCGGACUCUACGAGCACUGAGGCCUCUUCGCGCGCUGUCCCAGUUCGAAGGAAUGAAGGUGGUGGUCAAUGCUCUCAUAGGUGCCAUACCUGCCAUUCUGAAUGUUUUGCUUGUCUGCCUCAUUUUCUGGCUCAUAUUUUGUAUUCUGGGAGUACACUUCUUUUCUGGAAAAUUUGGGAAAUGCAUUAAUGGAACAGACUCAGUUAUAAAUUAUACCAUCAUUACAAAUAAAAGUCAAUGUGAAAGUGGCAAUUUCUCUUGGAUCAACCAGAAAGUCAACUUUGACAAUGUGGGAAAUGCUUACCUCGCUCUGCUGCAAGUGGCAACAUUUAAGGGCUGGAUGGAUAUUAUAUACGCAGCUGUUGAUUCCAGAGAGAAAGAACAACAGCCAGAGUUUGAGAGCAAUUCAUUCGGUUACAUUUACUUCGUAGUCUUUAUCAUCUUCGGCUCAUUCUUCACUCUGAAUCUCUUCAUUGGUGUUAUUAUUGACAACUUCAACCAACAGCAGAAAAAGUUAGGUGGCCAAGACAUUUUUAUGACAGAAGAACAGAAGAAAUACUAUAAUGCAAUGAAAAAAUUAGGAUCCAAAAAACCUCAAAAACCCAUUCCACGGCCUCUGAACAAAUGUCAAGGUCUCGUGUUCGAUGUAGUCACAAGCCAGAUCUUUGACAUCGUCAUCAUAAGUCUCAUUAUCCUAAACAUGAUUAGCAUGAUGGCUGAAUCAAAUAACCAACCCGAAGCCAUGAAAUCCAUCCUUGACCAUCUCAACUUGGUCUUUGUGGUCAUCUUUACAUUAGAAUGUCUCAUCAAAAUCUUUGCUUUGAGGCAAUACUACUUCACCAAUGGCUGGAAUUUAUUUGACUGUGUGGUCGUGCUUCUUUCCAUUGUUAGUACAAUGAUUUCUACCUUGGAAAAACAGGAGUACAUUCCUUUCCCUCCGACGCUCUUCAGAAUUGUCCGCUUGGCUCGGAUUGGCCGAAUCCUGAGGCUUGUCCGGGCUGCACGAGGAAUCAGGACUCUCCUCUUUGCUCUGAUGAUGUCACUUCCUUCUCUGUUCAACAUUGGUCUUCUACUCUUUCUGAUUAUGUUUAUCUAUGCCAUUUUGGGUAUGAACUGGUUUUCCAAAGUGAAUCCAGAGUCUGGAAUUGAUGAUAUAUUCAACUUCAAGACUUUUGCCAGCAGCAUGCUCUGUCUCUUCCAGAUAAGCACAUCAGCAGGUUGGGAUUCCCUGCUCAGCCCCAUGCUGCGAUCAAAAGAAUCAUGUAACUCUUCCUCAGAAAACUGCCACCUCCCUGGCAUAGCCACAUCCUACUUUGUCAGUUACAUUAUCAUCUCCUUUCUCAUUGUUGUCAACAUGUACAUUGCUGUGAUUUUAGAGAACUUCAACACAGCCACUGAAGAAAGUGAGGACCCUUUGGGUGAAGAUGACUUUGACAUAUUUUAUGAAGUGUGGGAAAAGUUUGACCCAGAAGCAACACAAUUUAUCAAAUAUGCUGCCCUUUCUGACUUUGCUGAUGCCUUGCCUGAGCCUUUGCGUGUCGCAAAGCCAAAUAAAUAUCAAUUUCUAGUAAUGGACUUGCCCAUGGUGAGUGGAGAUCGCCUCCACUGCAUGGAUAUUCUUUUCGCCUUCACCGCUAGGGUACUCGGUGGCUCUGAUGGCCUGGAUAGCAUGAAAACAAUGAUGGAAGAGAAGUUCAUGGAAGCCAAUCCUCUCAAGAAGUUGUAUGAACCCAUUGUCACCACCACCAAGAGAAAGGAAGAGGAAAGAGGUGCUGCUAUUAUUCAAAAGGCCUUUCGAAAAUACAUGAUGAAGGUGACCAAGGGUGACCAAGGUGACCAAAACGACUUGGAAAACAGACCUCAUUCACCACUCCAGACUCUUUGCAAUGGAGACUUGUCUAGCUUUGGGGUGGCCAAGGGCAAGGUCCACUGUGACUGAGCCCUCACCUCCGCGCCUACCUCACAGCUUCACAGCCUUGCCUCCAGCCUCUGAGCUCCAGGGGUCAGCAGCUUAGUGUAUGAACAGGGAGUGGAUUCACCAAAUUAGCCAUUCCAUUUUCUUUUCUGGCUAAAAUAAGUGAUAUUUCAAUUUCAUUUUAAAUGAUACUUACAAAGAUAUAAGAUAAGGCUGCUUGACAACCACUGGUACUAUUUUAAUAAGGAAGAAGACACUAGGAAGGACUGUAAAAGGACAUACCAAUGUUAGGAUUGAAAUAGUUCAGGCCAGGCGCAGUGGCUCAUGCCUGUAAUCCCAGCACCUUGAGAGGCCAAGGCGGGUGGAUCACGAGGUCAAGAGAUUGAGACCAUCCUGGCCAACAUGAUAAAACUCUAUCUCUACUAAAAAUACAAAAAUUAGCUGGGCAUGGUGGCAUGUGCCUAUAGUCCCAGCUACUCGGGAGGCUGAGGCAGGAGAAUCGCUUAAACCUGGGAGAUGGAGGUUGCAGUGAGCCAAGAUCGUGCCACUGCACUCCAGCCUGGUGACAGAGUGAGACUCUGUCUCAAAAGAAAAGAAAAGAAAAGAAACAUGGUUCAAAUUAUAUCUAAACAAAAAAGAAUAAGAAACAAAAAACACAUUAAAAUUUUAAGUUGUAUUUUCUGUUUCUAGGUACAUCAUUUUUGUUUGAUAUUUUCCUGAUGCAAGUAUGUGGUUUAUCACAUGUAGCUCUUUGCAUGCUAAAUGAAAAUUCAAAACUUGCCAAUAAAUGAAUAGCUUAUUGCAGACAUUUUUUACCAACAUUAAUUAUUUUGGGUUUGUUUAAAACCUAGAGGCACAAUCUUGAUUUGUCAAUUACUACCCUUUCACAAGCUACCAUCUCAGAUAUAUAUAUAAAUUCAAUAAAGCUUUCUGUUUGUGUUUCUUUCA
Messenger RNA from Nomascus leucogenys (northern white-cheeked gibbon), 6789 nucleotides. It is a transcript of the gene SCN11A, whose product is annotated as sodium voltage-gated channel alpha subunit 11. The coding region runs from base 487 to 5865 and encodes 1792 amino acids. Gene Ontology annotation, biological process: sodium ion transmembrane transport; neuronal action potential; membrane depolarization during action potential. Gene Ontology annotation, molecular function: voltage-gated sodium channel activity. The record is from RefSeq and is a predicted model, not a curated record. Gene Ontology annotation, cellular component: axon; voltage-gated sodium channel complex; plasma membrane. NCBI's taxonomy places the organism in Eukaryota, Metazoa, Chordata, Mammalia, Primates, Hylobatidae. The transcript is spliced from 30 exons.